GAAGUACAGCCGCUCAAGCACUACCUCUGGCCCUGAGAGAAACUCUGCCUGCCUGCCUGCCUGGAUUGCAAAACAGGGCGUCCUCGAAGAUGAAGGCUUCCUUUGCAGCAUUGAUGGCAGCUCUGCUGUGCGUGGAAAGAGUUGCCUCUCUGGCGUGCUUCUCAUGUGACAACGCGGACUCCAACUGGGGUUGCAUGAAUAUCAAGACCUGCGAUGACAGUGAGAAGUACUGCAUCACAAAAUAUUUUGGUGGUGGCAUUGGAGAGAAGCAUAAGCAGUCCAUCAGCAAGGGAUGCUCUCCGAGCUGCCCGCAAGGAGGAGUGGACCUCGGCCUGGUGGCGCUCUCCGUCAAAUGCUGCGAAAGCAGCUUGUGCAACAUCAGUGGGGCCGUCAGCGUGAAAGGCAGCUCCCUGAUCCUGGUUGUGGGCACCUUGGCCAGUUUCCUCUACAUCUUUGGAGCCAAGCUGUAGGAGGGGGGGUGGGGGCUUCUGGUGCCAAAGAAAGCCUUCCUUCCAGGGAGAACCCUAGACCUUUUCCGUGCAAAGCUGCAUGUCAGUGGAGUCAUGCGCAUGCGUUCCCAUGCACUGCCUGUGAACUUUGGUGACCUUACAACAGCCCUGGUCCUUUAACUUCUGGGUCCAGGAGGGGCAAAUGACCCCUUCUCCCCCAAACGAUUCCUGAGCUGCUCUUUUGUCCCAAUUACAGAGCAGUGCAGGGAUAACUUAUGAGUAAGCCCACCAUGCCGCCUGACAAGAUCGGCCACACAAGGCCUUCUCUCAGUCCCACCAACCAAAGCAGCUAGGUUGGCGGGCACUAGAGAGAAGGCCUUUUCAGUGGCGGCCCCCACCCUCUGGAACUUCCUCCCACAAGAUCUUCGGCACAUCUCUUCCCUGAAUAUAUUCCGCAAGGCCUUAAAGACCUGGCUUUUUCAGCAGGCUUUCGGGACUUCUGGGGAGGCUUAAUAUUCUUCUGUUUUAAAUGCCUCCUGUUAUGUAUUGUUUGCUCUUAUAAUUUAUAUUAUUUCACUGUAUUUUUGUAUUGUAUUCUGCCAUAUUUAUUGUAUGUACGUCGCCUAGAGUGGCCACUGGCCAGAUAGGCGACACAUAGGCCAGAUAGGCGACGCAGAGGAGAACUCCCCAAGUCCCCACAAGUAGACCCACUUGUGUGAAAAGGCAGCCCAGCCUCUUACUCAAAAGUGUCUACCACUGGGGCAGCGAGUAAAACAGCUGGUAGGCAAGCGCCCCAUCUUGCUUACCUAUAAGUUGAUGUAUUCAUGAGUAAGCAUCCACAGCCUGCCAUUUUGAUUGGCAAGGAUAACAUCCCUGAUGGUUUUAAUCUUUAUUUUGUUGGGAACUGCUUGCUAAAUACAUUCUUUUAGAUGGUAGGGACAUUACAUGUAUGCUGUCUCUCUCUUUUUUUGCAAAGUACAGAACACUCUGCAAGAAAACCUGGAAAAGGAGCCCUAAUCAGGGACCCUGACCAUACAGGACAGGGUAUGGACCACAACAGCUUUUGGUGUGAGGAACCUUUGGCCCUCCAGAUGUUGCUGAACUUCAUCUCCCAUCAUUCCCAGCAAGCAUGACCAAUGGCCAAGGAUGAUGGGAGUUGUAUUUCAGCAAUAUCUGGAGGGCCAAGGGGUUGGUCUUGAUGCCUUUCUUGUCUCCUUCCAACUCUACUAUUCUGUGAUUCUCCCAGCUAGUCUGGGGAGAAUUGGCUAAUAUGGACACACAGACUCCUAGAAGGUGUUUUUGGCCUGGAAAGGGUUAAUAUUUUCCCUGAACAAUGCUGCCCUCUUGAGGCUAUAUUUAUACAUGCAGAGUUUAUUGGCAAUUAGGAGAUUGGUAACUUUUUAAAGAAUACACAAAAUCUUUUGCGCUAAAUAUAGGCAGUCAACUUCCAAAAGAAUGAAAGCGUUCCUAAUACUUCUAAAUUUUUUCUUUUCAUUUUUAAAAAUGGCCCCAUUUAUUUCGCUUUGUAUCACCCCAGGGUUGUUUGCGGAGCAAUCCUAAAUAGCUUUACUCAGUUGUAAGUCCUGCAGCUUUCAAUGUGGAGCAGGCAAGUGUGUUUAGGAAGCUUUGCUGCCUGCAUUUCCUAAGCGCUUCCUGAGGCCAAGCAUAUAACCCCAGCCCAAGGGGAAAAGAAGGGCCCAAGGGAGAAUUCUGUUAUUCAAAGAACUGAUUGUAACCUGGUAUUUUAUAUUCCCUUUCUAUGUAAAGUGUGUAUUUUUCACCAAGGUCUCUGAACCGGAAUAAAAACCUGAUCCAAACCCUA
Messenger RNA from Rhineura floridana, 2271 nucleotides. Its product is annotated as lymphocyte antigen 6E-like. The record is from RefSeq and is a predicted model, not a curated record. The transcript has 3 exons. NCBI's taxonomy places the organism in Eukaryota, Metazoa, Chordata, Lepidosauria, Squamata, Rhineuridae. Bases 90 to 470 code for a protein of 126 amino acids. Gene Ontology annotation, molecular function: acetylcholine receptor inhibitor activity.